CUUUUCACGCCUUUCGGUUUUUGUCGGUUUCUGCAAAUGACUUCUUGUUUGUCGCCGUCUCUUUGGUGAAAUUAAGAGCAGAUCUGGCAGAAAAAUUCAAUCUUUCUGUUGGGUUUUUUUUUUUUUUUUCCCCCUCUCUCUCUCUUGAAUUCCACCCGAUACCGGUUUCCGUUGAAGCAGGAACCAAAGAAAGCUCAAAUUUUCGAGUUAGUUGGUUUGUGAGAAUCAGCAUUUGUUGCGACUUUUGCUUGGAUCGCUGAAGUAGUUCUUCUGGACAUGGCUACAAGAAAGACAUCAGUUACAGCACAGAAGGAUUCCUGCGGGUUUACAUCUGUUUUGGCUUCUGCCCUUUUCGAAUGGGUAUUGAUAUUCCUGUUGUUCCUUGAAGCUUUCUUCUCAUACCUGGUGACGAGAUUUGCUCGUUUCUGUGAAUUGCAAACCCCAUGCCUGUUAUGCUCAAGGCUUGAUCAUAUCCUCGGCGGUGAAAAACGAGGCUUCUAUUGGGAUCUAAUCUGCCAAUCCCAUAAGUUGGAGAUCUCGUCAUUGGUUUAUUGUUGUAGUCAUGGAAAACUCACUGAUGGUCACGGGAUGUGUGAAGAUUGCUUCUCUUCAUUUCCCACCAAUAAGAUAACGAACUAUGAAAAAGACAGGUUGUCAGUGGCCAAAUUGGGGUCGUUUCUUGAAUACUGUGUUGAUGACAAACACAACAUUCGUCUGAAAUUACCCGCAACAGUUGACGGAGAAGAGUUGGUAAGUAACCUGUCACUCAAGGAUCUAACCUCCAGAUCAUCGGAUCCAAGGCACUGUUCAUGCUGUGAUGAGACGUUGAGUAACAGGGAUGCUCCUAGAUCUUCACAGACCAAAUCAACUGGUGUUGGGACUGCUGAACUUGAUGUUGCAGGAUCAUGUUCGAUGGGGUGUAGUCAUUUACACCAUCGAGAUGGCUUGAAGAAGAGAAGGGAAAAAGCAUAUGUAUCAGCAACGACAUCUUACCUUGGGAACCCUGGAUUCGAUCCAUUGUCACAUGUUGGAUACACCGAGCUCAAGAUUACAUCUGACACUGAGUCAGAAGUAAUGAUCUCGGAUGACGAUGAUGGAAUUUCUCUGGUUCGUGAAGCCAGCACUAUCAAUUUAGAAUUUGUAGCUCAAUGUGUAGAACCAGAGUCUAGCACCAUUCUUCCGGAAACAUUGCCUGAAACUAUAUCUUCCGAUUUGGGUGUAGAGAAGCUGGUCCAUCAAACUCCUAUGUUGGAGCCUUCACUUUCAGUUCCACUUGAGCAAUUUCAUCCGAACUUGUAUCUUAGCGACCGCGCUGUCAAUUUAGAAUUUGUAGCUCAAUGUGUAGAACCAGAGUCUAGCACCAUUCUUCCGGAAACAUUGCCUGAAACUAUAUCUUCCGAUUUGGGUGUAGAGAAGCUGGUCCAUCAAACUCCUAUGUUGGAGCCUUCACUUUCAGUUCCACUUGAGCAAUUUCAUGCAGGCGAGCCUCAUGGCGUUUCAUCUGUAACAUCUGCUGCUGUUGUUGUUGGGCAUGGAUUGGAGGAGCUUAACUGGCAUCAAGCUGAAGAAAGGGGCAACCACCCCACGACAGCAUCUGAACUUGUGGACUUCUCAUCUGCAGUAUCCGAACUGGGCAACCACCCCACUACAGCAUCUGAACUUGUGGACUUCUCAUCUGCAAUAUCUGAAUUCAUCUCUCCUUGUGGAUUUCCCCAGUCAGCCAAUGCCGAGAAAGCUCUGGUUGUAAUAUCUGAAGAGAAAUUAAAUGCUACAGUGAUUGGUGACACGGCACAGGUGUCUGUCAUGGGGAGUGGGGAGGUUGUCAAGUACGAAAGGUCUACUUCAACAAAAUCAGAUUUUAAAAUGGACACGGCAUCAAAUGAGCCUGGUCCAUCAAUACCCAGUUGUAUGGAUUUAAAUGAUGCGUACAAGCUGGCCAUUGGUAACAAAGGAAGCCAUCCACUAUUCAUGGGAAAAGAUUCUCCCAGAGGGCAUGAAGAUUUGAAGCUAUUGCUUUCACAAAUAUCAGCUGCCCGUGGGUUCGAGCUUUCAUGGAAUGAUAUGAUUCCUAGUCCAAGAUUGCUGGGACAUGGCGAAGAUGUAAAGACAUCUGAAGCUUCUAGCUCUAUCGAAACGCAGUCACUUCAAAAAAGGCCUUCAAUGGAGAGAAAUGAAUCUGGGUUUGAUUCCUUGGAUGGUAGCCUUGUCAGUGAAGCUGAAGGAGAGAGUGCAAUUGAUCAGCUGAAACGGCGAAUUGAGUUGGACCGGAAAUCCAUGCGUGCUUUAUAUAAGGAGUUGGAGGAAGAAAGAAGUGCUGCUGCAAUUGCUGCAAAUCAAGCAAUGGCCAUGAUUAACAGGUUGCAGGAGGAGAAAGCGGCGAUGCAGAUGGAGGCGUUGCAGUACCAAAGAAUGAUGGAGGAGCAAGCAGAAUAUGACCAAGAAGCACUGCAGAAAUCAAACGACCUCCUUUCUGAAAAGGAAAAGGAAAUUCAGGAUCUGGAAGCAGAACUUGAAAAUUACAGGAAAGGAUUGCUAGAUGAAUUGAUGGGGGAGAAAAUACGGGGGCCAAGGAACAGUUUGAACGGAGAGGCAGGAGCUGAUUCUCAUAGUUCAUGUUCCGAUGUCAAUUGCCAUGAGAAUAACACCGACCUUCAUUCUAACCCUGGAAAAACCGACAUGGUGCAUGGGCACUACAAUGGGAAUAAGGUGGCCGUUUUGAAGGAUUCUUUCUUCGAUUUUGAAGACGAGAAGUUGUAUAUUUUGAAAUGUUUGAAGAGACUGCAGAAGAAGCUUCAUGCAAUUUCUGAUAAUGGGGUCCAUGUUGAUGUAUCUGGAGUUGAUGGAAGUAGAGAAGGCUUCCCUGAUAAAAAAUGUGAGGAUAUCACGCAACAUGGGUUUAAUGAAGAACAUUUAUUUGUGGGUGAUGCUGUUGAAAAUGGUGGGUUCGAUGACAUGAAAGGUUAUGCAGUGCGAAAUGGCGCGACUUUCGAAUUCACGUUACUCUCGAUGUCAUUGAACGAGUUACGCAGAGAUAGGUCUCCAAUUCCAACUAUGUUCCUUGAAGACGAGAAGUUGUAUAUUUUGAAAUGUUUGAAGAGACUGCAGAAGAAGCUUCAUGCAAUUUCUGAUAAUGGGGUCCAUGUUGAUGUAUCUGGAGUUGAUGGAAGUAGAGAAGGCUUCCCUGAUAAAAAAUGUGAGGAUAUCACGCAACAUGGGUUUAAUGAAGAACAUUUAUUUGUGGGUGAUGCUGUUGAAAAUGGUGGGUGUUGUCGAGAGGAAGGGCUUCAAGGAAAUGAUACAGAAUCGCUUGGUCCGGAUGAGGUGACCCAAGGAAAUAAUCAGAUAGAUCACAAUGGGCUGCAGUCCAACAUGUCCUAUGCUAAGACUGAUUUGGUUGCUAUAGUAAAUGAAGUUUCACAUUUGAAUGAGAGGUUGAGGAUCCUUGAAGCAGAUCGGAAUUUUCUUGUGCAUAGUAUCAAUUCACUUCGUAAUGGAAAUGAAGGAGUACAAUUCAUUCAAGAGAUAGCUGGUUACCUACAGGAACUAAGGAGGAUAGGGAUGAUGAGUAGAGAGCAAGCUGUUGCUUGACAAUUCCCACUGUGUCAUCUUGAAGGCAACAGUCACCAAAAUGGAAAUAAAUCAACAUUCCUGAUGAUGAACCGUCAAGUCAAUUAUCGUGAUGUGGGGGAAGCCAGAAUCAUCCCGUCCCGUCUCGUCCCAAGAAAUCACAAGCAAAUUUCAAGGUCUGUCGGAGAGGAUCUGUACAUUGUCAUCAGCUUAUUGGGGUUUGUUUUUUUCGGUUUGGCAUCGUUUGGCAUUCUGCAUUUGCUUUUGCUUCUAAAUAUUGCUUGCAGAGUUUUGGGUGAAGGUUGGUUUUUUAUGAUUGUUUUGAGCCAUGAGUGAGAAAUUGUGAGAGGGGUGGUUUUUGUAUGUAACCAUAGCAUCUAUUUAUUAUUGUAAGCAUUGGCUUUAAGCAAGCCCAUCUGAUGUUUCCUUUGUAAAUUUGCAUUAAAUAGACUUGAUAAUAGUGAUUAAAUAGACUUGAACUGAUUGGAAACUAA
Magnolia sinica is the source of this 4061-nucleotide messenger RNA. RefSeq names its product myosin-binding protein 1-like. Bases 277 to 3588 code for a protein of 1103 amino acids. NCBI's taxonomy places the organism in Eukaryota, Viridiplantae, Streptophyta, Magnoliopsida, Magnoliales, Magnoliaceae. The record is from RefSeq and is a predicted model, not a curated record. The transcript has 7 exons. Gene Ontology annotation, molecular function: myosin binding.